UCGUAUGAACUAGACGUUUCGCGCCUGUUUCCCGCCAAAAUUUCGCGGUUAGAAUCAACUUUUCGAAAAGUGAUAAUUUUGACUUUAGUAUUUUGUGCCAGUUUUUUUGUGAUACUUGAAAGAAUAAUCGGAUACAACGAUGUGAGUCGAUCGAUUUGGACGUCUAUUGUAAACUUACUCUAUAAUGAAUGUAGUGGUCAUAAACUAUAGACAUAAUGUACUCAACAAAAUGACAAUGCGCCAGUGAAUUCAAGAUGGCGGACGCUUUUGGCGGGAAGGUCGCGUUCAGUGUCCUAAUUUUGGCUGUUUUUGUGGACAGUGCCAUCAGUCAAGCGGCUUGGGUCGAGGAAAAUGAGGACUUGGUGGACUUUGUUCCAGUGUCAACUAUGGACGUUGAAGCGGUGGUGGGGCGGACCGCCUCGCUGCCGUGCGACAUCGAACCUGACACCAAUGAGGACCGCGUCUACAUGGUGCUCUGGUUCAGGCAUUCGGGCGGGAAGCCCUUGUACAGUUUCGACGUACGCGGCCGCAGCUUCAACAAAGCCCUCCACUGGUCGGAUCCGCUGGCAUUCGGCAGACGAGCAUAUUUCGUCACCAUGUCCCGACCUUCGUCCCUCACGGUGGAUGCCGUACAGCUGGAUGACGAAGGCAUCUACAGAUGCAGAGUUGACUUCAAGAAUUCACCAACUAGAAACUUUCAGAUACGACUCAACGUUGUAGUGCCGCCACAUCAGCUGCUAUUGUACGACGAAGCAGGACGAGACGUUGCUGGUGUGGUGGGGCCUUUAGAAGAAGGCGGCAACUUCACGCUACUCUGCGAACUGAGGGGAGGACGUCCUCAACCAACUUUAACCUGGUUGAUCAACAACAAACCAAUUGAUGACCACACGGUCCUGAAGAAUGAUGGCAAGGUCAUCAUCAGUCGGAUCAGCGUGGGAGGCGCUGAAAGGAGCUGGUUGAACACCAGUAUAAGAUGCCAAGCCACAAAUACUCCAUUAUUAAGUCCUCAUGAAAGAACUGCCAGGGUCGAGAUGAGAUUGCGACCUACAUCUGUUAUGAUCACUAAUAAGCCAGUACAGAUGUCAGCCGACACAGAAACAGUGCUGGUCUGCGUGUCGCACGGCAGCAGACCACCAGCGCAAAUUACAUGGUACAGGGAGAACAGGAAAUACACUAGAGGAAAGCAUAAUGAAUACACAAAUGAGACGACUACUGUAAGCCGUCUAACAAUGCUGCCGCAGCCAGAAGACGAUGGCGCGGUCAUCCGAUGUCGAGCUGACAACCCGGUUCUGAGCGUCGCUCUAGAAGACUCUUUUAGAAUGACAGUUGUUUACAGACCUGUGUUAGCGAUGUCACUGGGAAGUACACUGAACCCCAACGAUAUAAAAGAAGGGGAUGAUGUCUACUUCGAAUGCAACAUCCGAGCCAACCCGAAGGAGCACAGGAUCUCGUGGUACCAUAACGAUGUCCAAGUAAGUCAGAACAUGUCAUCAGGAGUGUUCAUCAGCACCAAGUCCUUAGUACUCCAAAGAGUGACCAGAGGGGACGGUGGACUGUACACCUGCAGAGCUGCCAACCAAAUGGGCGAGUCGAGCAGCCAAGCUGUUUAUCUCAGAGUGCAAUAUACACCGGUAUGCGCGCAGCCAUCGCCAGUUCUGAUUGGGGCACGUCUGGACGAGCCUCUGAGGGUCCGGUGCACGGUGAGCGCGGACCCUGCAGACGUUUCCUUCUACUGGCAGUUUAACAACAGUGGCGAAAGCUUCCAGGUCUCACCUGCCAGAUAUGUGUCAACAGGAGGCACAGCUAGUGAACUGCGGUACCGCGCCGCUAGCGAGAGAGACUACGGCGCGUUGUUAUGCCGCGCUACAAAUGCAGUUGGCAGGCAGAAGAGGCCGUGUGUGUUCCAAAUUGUUCCUGCAGCUCGACCUUCGUCACCGAGGAACUGUACAGCAAACAGGAUAUUGAAGCAUGGUGAAGCGUACCUGACAGUCAGGUGUAUAGCUGGAUACGACGGCGGCCUUCUCCAGCACUUCACGCUUGAUGCUCUGAGUGACACCAGCAGAGUGCUGGUCAAUACCACUGCAGUUUCAUUAGAUUUAGUGGUAUGGCUGAAUAUAAGCUGGUCAGAUUUAGAGACGUUGACAGAAGAGGAGGUCCUGGCUGUGACCGCUCGCAACAGUAAAGGUGCUUCCGAGCCUGUACUGCUAAGGGACCUGGUGUUCAGGGACGCUGCCAAGAGAACUGAGAGUACCACUCACGCUAGUAGCAAUUUUCCUGCUGCGGCUGCAUUGGCGGCAUUAGCCGCCCUGCUCACAGCUGUCGCGGCGAUAAUUGCACUGACAUUACGCAGACGUAACGACAAUGCAACGAGUAGUAAGCGACCCUCGCAGAGCGUGGUGCAGGUGGAUGCUCAAGGCCGAAGGUACCUGAUUGCGUACCCAGCGCCAGCUGAUAAGCUGGAAAGUAAACCAGAUAUACUGAACCCGAAGUCUGACAAUGAACCUCCUCGCGUGGUGUUAGAAUCAAGUGAUAACAAGAACUACACCAUCAGGGAGGCAGGGAAAGACGCACAGAAGUCGGCGUACAGCCCGCCGCUUACUGAAGACGAAAUGAUGCCACAAAGAUAGCAAAGGGACGGAAUUUUCAGCGCCGUGUAAAUAUUACGAAUGCUAAUUGUAAAUCCAAAGAAUGCCAACAAUAUUGUUGUAAGAGUAAUAGGUACUAAUGAAUUCUUCCAUAUCAAUUUAAUAUGAUGUUUAUGAUUGUCUCAAUAAGGCUGUAUUUCCUAUUGAACGUUGCGUUUCACGUGUACUAUUGAAAUGAUUUUGUUAAUUUCCAAAUUUGUUUCGGAAUUCAAUGAAUUUAUCUCAAAGAUUCGCCUUAAUGAUAUAAUCUAAA
Molecule: messenger RNA, 2898 nt
Organism: Achroia grisella
Lineage: Eukaryota; Metazoa; Arthropoda; Insecta; Lepidoptera; Pyralidae
Product: hemicentin-2-like
Exons: 18
Coding region: 255-2627 (790 amino acids)
Source: RefSeq, a predicted model, not a curated record